Messenger RNA from Vicia villosa (hairy vetch), 837 nucleotides. Its product is annotated as agamous-like MADS-box protein AGL80. Bases 25 to 837 code for a protein of 270 amino acids. Lineage: Eukaryota; Viridiplantae; Streptophyta; Magnoliopsida; Fabales; Fabaceae. Gene Ontology annotation, biological process: positive regulation of transcription by RNA polymerase II. Gene Ontology annotation, molecular function: protein dimerization activity; DNA-binding transcription factor activity, RNA polymerase II-specific; RNA polymerase II cis-regulatory region sequence-specific DNA binding. The record is from RefSeq and is a predicted model, not a curated record. The transcript has a single exon.
UCAUCUUAUUUUCUUGUCAAAACCAUGGCUAGAAGAAAGUUGAAACUCGCUCUCAUUGAGAAUAAUACCGCAAGAAAAUCAGCAUACAAGAAUAGGAAGAAGGGUUUAGUGAAGAAGGUUGAUCAACUAGCAACCCUUUGCGGUAUCGAGGCUUGUGCAAUAAUUUAUGGCCCCGACGAUCAUCAUCCUGUAGUCUGGCCAUCGCCGUCCGGAGUCCAAAAUGUGCUUUCGAAAUUCAUGACAUCGCCUGAGUUUGAACAAAGAAAAAAGAUGGUGAAUCAAGAUAGUUUUCUGAAUCAAAGGAUUUCAAAGGCUCAAAUGAAACUUAAAAAGCAAUCGAGAGACAACCGAGAGAAUGAGACGACCAUGCUGAUGUUUCAAUGCCUCGAUGCUGGGAAGGUCGUGCAAAACGAUAUGUCGGGUGCUGGUUUAAAUGAUCUUGCCUGGAUGAUUGAUCAGAACUUGAAAAAGAUUGAUAGAAGGUUGGAAUCAGGUGAUAACGAAAUGAAUAUUCACCAAAAUCAUUCUGAAAAUGAAAUCAUGACGGCUCAAAGGCAAGACCAACUCCAAAUGGAACCGCCACUGCUACUACCACUGCCGCCGCUGCUACCACCAACCACGGACAAUAAUGAUGAAAUUGCAAUGAUGAGUCAUGGCAAUCUCCAAACGGCACCACCACUGCCACUCCUACCACCACCGCCACCACCACCACCACCACCAACCGAGCCUAAUAAUGAUGAAAUGGCAUUGAUGAGUCAUGGCCAUGUUGGGAUGGCUACGAAUAACAAUGACAUGAUGUUUAUGGACAUGUUGAUGAAUGAUGAUGAAUGGUGGUGA